GAAACCAGUAGAUGGGAAAAAGUAAUUCUCAAUGAUAUAAAUGGGCUCUAUAGCCACCCAUCAGUAAGAGUUUUCACAAAAAAAAAAAAAAGAAAGAAAGGUUUUAACCAAAAACAAAGGGUUUUUGCGUUAUCAUCCAUCUCCAACAUCUCGCCGUGUUGUCGCCUUCUUCAACAUCCCAAAACUCCGGUCACUCCAUCGCCGUAUCUCGACCUCACACCGUCCAACAGCCGAUACUCACGGCAGUUUUCAUCUCUACCAACAAUAUUUCAACUUCUCCACAUUCUCUCAAAUUGAAAAUCGAACCAAUUCAAAGGAUCGACUAAUUUCUGUAUCCAUGGGGAAGAAAGGAGGAGCGAAAAAACAUCCAAACUCGGAAUCAAAAUUUCAAAAUCCGAUUACUUUGAGAGAAGAAGCAACCGGAAAAUUGAAAACCAAACCAAUUGUUAACACAAAAUCACAUUUGAGAAUUGAUCAUUUGAAAAAGCUUGCGGUUUGGGCCACAACUGAACCUCACAUACCGUCUUUGAGUGCUUUCUAUGGUCAGCAUUUGGCCACCGUUUCGGAGGCCGCCGGUGUACCGCCGGAUCCUUCUUUAAUCACUUGCCAAAGGUGUGAAACUAUUCUUCAUCCUGGUUUUAAUUCAACUGUACGAAUUGAGAAGAAUAGAUCAAAGGCCAAGCAUAGGAACAAGAAGUAUGGAAGCAUCGCCCAAAACAAUGUAGUGUACAAAUGCCAUUUCUGUUCACAUCAAAAUCUCAAGAGAGGUACUCCUAAGGGACAUUUAAAAAAGAUAUGCCCGAUAAAAGAUAAGCCUUCCUUAGAAUCAACACCUGCUACAAAACCAAUUGUAUGCGAAUCUUCAAAAUUAGAAAAACACAUUGUAAGCAAAGACGAAGCUGGUGAAAUUCAUUCGGUUGGUCCAGAAGAUGUAGUUAAGAACGUCACCCGUAUGGUUGGUCCAGAUACUACACCAAGUACAAGCACACCAACAUUGUUAGAAGGAAAGAAGAGAAGUAGAAGUAGUUCUACAUCCAAGAACGCAUUUGAAACUCCAAGCAUGUCUGCAAAAGUAGAAGUAGCAAAUACUCAGAGCAAAUCGAGCAAAAGAAGAAAAAAAUCUUGGACCAGUUUAAAAGAAAUUGCUCAGAGCAAAGAACGAGCUGCUAAUUUGACAAUCCCAUUUUUUUUAUAACCAGGAAGAUUUCACGUUGAAACAAUUUUGUUGUUUUUGCUGUGUUUAAUGCUUAUUAUGAAAAAAUAAUAAUGUAUUCAACCUUUUUUUUUUUUGACAGCUAAUUUAUUUCAACCUUGAUAGUAUAUUGGCUACAAAAUGUAAGCUUUCUCUUUUCUAGUCUGAAUUUUGUUUUGCUAAAAUUA
Trifolium pratense (red clover) is the source of this 1380-nucleotide messenger RNA. RefSeq lists its product as uncharacterized. Gene Ontology annotation, biological process: RNA processing. NCBI's taxonomy places the organism in Eukaryota, Viridiplantae, Streptophyta, Magnoliopsida, Fabales, Fabaceae. The transcript is spliced from 2 exons. The coding region runs from base 338 to 1195 and encodes 285 amino acids. The record is from RefSeq and is a predicted model, not a curated record.